AAAGACUCUUGAUUUCGUAUCUUUUUCAGCGGAAGCCGGAAGGAAUCUCUCUCUCUUUUUUCUCUAUCUCGUCUAUUUGUCUCCUUCAGAUCGAGAUGAGGCAAGAAAUUGGAAGAGAAGCUAACUAAUCUCUGUUCUGAUUAUUUGCCUCUGUACAAUCAAGGGCAACAAUGUCUAUGGAGUCACCAAAUUUAGUCCAAAAAGUGGUUGUUCAUUUGAGAGCUACUGGGGAUGCUCCUAUACUUAAGCAAGCUAAGUUUAAGAUAGCUGGAACAGAUAAGUUCGCUAAGGUGAUUGACUUUCUACUUCGGCAACUUCACCGGGAGACAUUGUUUGUAUAUGUCAACAGUGCAUUCUCACCAAACCCUGAUGAGUUGGUGAUUGAUCUAUAUAAUAAUUUUGGUUUUGAUGGAAAAUUGGUGGUCAAUUAUGCUUGCUCGAUGGCAUGGGGCUAAGUUCUCGAAAACGGCUUUCCUGGUACAAUUUGUACAAAACUCACAUUUUGCUUAAACAAGGGAACACUAUUUCAAGGUGCAAAGCUUAUUGGUCAUGCAAUUAGUCGGUUCCAACUUGUAUAUUAUUUGAGGUGACAAGAUUUAUAUUGCUUUCACAUGGCUCAAGUAAAUCCUGUAAAUCUUUCUCGUGCUUGGAAAAGCCAAAUAUAUGAGUGCAUUAUGAUGUAAAGUGAAAUAAUUACAAACUUUAUAUUAGUCACCCUUUUGAAUGAUUUCGAGCAUUA
This is a messenger RNA of Tripterygium wilfordii, 739 nucleotides long. RefSeq names its product ubiquitin-like protein ATG12. Gene Ontology annotation, cellular component: cytoplasm; phagophore assembly site membrane; Atg12-Atg5-Atg16 complex. Bases 171 to 455 code for a protein of 94 amino acids. Gene Ontology annotation, biological process: nucleophagy; autophagy of mitochondrion; autophagosome assembly. Lineage: Eukaryota; Viridiplantae; Streptophyta; Magnoliopsida; Celastrales; Celastraceae. The record is from RefSeq and is a predicted model, not a curated record. The transcript has 9 exons.